Plectropomus leopardus (leopard coralgrouper) is the source of this 266-nucleotide messenger RNA. NCBI's taxonomy places the organism in Eukaryota, Metazoa, Chordata, Actinopteri, Perciformes, Serranidae. The record is from RefSeq and is a predicted model, not a curated record.
UGUAUGACCUGACGUGGGAGAUGCUUCAGGAGAUCUUUGCAGAGGACCCCAACACUGAUCAGCCUCAGUGGGUCAAACCACGUCGAGUCAAGUCCUCCUUCUUCCACAGAGUAAAAACAACAGGAGACCUCACCAAAAUCCAGGAACUCAUCUCAGCAGAAGUACUGAAACUGUACGGUUUGACAAAAGAUCACAACCAGAAGACUGACUGGCAGAAGAUGCUCAAGUUUGGCAGAAAGAAGCGAGACAGAGUUGAUCACAUUCUG